This is a messenger RNA of Microstroma glucosiphilum, 753 nucleotides long. RefSeq lists its product as hypothetical. Gene Ontology annotation, cellular component: Smc5-Smc6 complex; nucleus. Gene Ontology annotation, biological process: protein sumoylation; double-strand break repair via homologous recombination. Gene Ontology annotation, molecular function: zinc ion binding; SUMO ligase activity. The coding region runs from base 1 to 753 and encodes 250 amino acids. The transcript has 4 exons. NCBI's taxonomy places the organism in Eukaryota, Fungi, Basidiomycota, Exobasidiomycetes, Microstromatales, Microstromataceae. The record is from RefSeq and is a predicted model, not a curated record.
AUGCUCGGGGCGCUAGACACCGAUUUCAAAGAGCUCAUAGAUAUGACUGUGGAAGCGAAGAUUAGGAAGGCUGUAAUGGACGAUAUCGUCAAGGCCAUCAGUCAUGGGGAAGAAAUCGUGAGUGCCUCCCACCGAUCGUAUCUUUGGAAAGGAUGCUCUCCCACUGAAAUUACACUGCUCAUCCUGAUCCAGACGGACGCAAAGAUCCAGUACGAGACAGCAGUGGCCGAAGCAAUGCAGCACUAUCGAAGCAAGACCCAGCGACAGAGGUAUCUGAGUACGUCAGCUUACAAGGACUUCAAGGAGGCCGUAUGGGACGCUUACAAAGAAGAAGCGAUGCCGCCUCUCACUGAGUUCAUCCCUGCAGGUAAGCAGCGCCUCCGAGCUGAUGCUUCGCCCUCCCUGGUAUUCAUCACUGCAGAGAGCGGUGAUCAAGAGGACGAUGACGAGUUUGCGAUUGGUGGAGUACGGAUGGAGUACAAGUGCCCUCUUACGAUGGCCAUUCUGGAGGAGCCAGUGACAAACCCCGCCUGCAGGCACUCAUAUAGCAAGGCGGCCAUUAUGGAGUACAUAGCCACGCAACGGCGCAACGACGAGGCUGCGCGCUGUCCGCGAUCUGGCUGCGACAAGCAGCUGAGUGAGCGGACGCUCAAGGACGACAAGGAGCUGGAAAAGAAGGUCAAGGCCUAUACGAGAAGGUUGGAAAUGAGGACGGAGAGCAGGAGGACGCAGGCGACGCAGAUUCUUGAUUGA